Molecule: messenger RNA, 5420 nt
Organism: Trichosurus vulpecula (common brushtail)
Lineage: Eukaryota; Metazoa; Chordata; Mammalia; Diprotodontia; Phalangeridae
Gene: MMRN2
Product: multimerin 2
Exons: 7
Coding region: 27-3005 (992 amino acids)
Biological process (GO): negative regulation of vascular endothelial growth factor receptor signaling pathway; negative regulation of cell migration involved in sprouting angiogenesis
Molecular function (GO): protein binding
Source: RefSeq, a predicted model, not a curated record
AGGUGCUUCACAGCAAGGAACAAGACAUGAUAGGGCCACUCCUCUUGUGCCUCUGGGGGCUCCUUGGGAAGGGAGCACUGGCAGCCUGGGCUGCAGAUCCCAAGCACCAUGGGGGCUCCCCACAGCAGGACUAUAGCACCAGCCCCUACCCUCCCAGCAGCCCCAGCCCUCCCAGGGCAAGGGAGCAGGAGGCUGGGGUCCUCUUCCCCCUGCCUCUGAAUCCUCCCCACCAGGCCAAGGAUGGACCAAAGGAUCCCUGGAGAAGUAACUGGUGCCCCUUCCGGCAGUCCAGGCUGGUCACCUUUGUAGCCUCCUGCAAAACUGAGAAGUUCCUUGUCCAUUCUCAGCAGCCCUGUCCUCCAGGGACUCUUGAUUGUCAGAAGGUCAAAGUCAUGUACCGGGUCUCCCCAAAGCCAGUCUACCAGGUGAAGCAGAAAGUGCACACCUCUGUAGUCUGGAAGUGCUGUCCUGGUUACAGUGGUACUGACUGCCAACAUUACGACCCUUCAAUGAUCUCAGAAAUAGACAACCGAAGUAAAUGGAAGGAGGACCCUUGGGAAAAGUCCGUGGAACACGAAACUGCUCCUCUUUACAGAGAACCCAUGGAGUUCCGGAGAGCAACUGAACAACAUGAGAACCUCUUAGAAGACCUUCAGAAUGACAUCCAUCAGGCAACCAGCAACCUUCUGGAUCUGCAAAAGUCCCUGGAAAGUAACCAUACAGCCAAAGAGAUAUCGACAAAUCUAACGGGACUUGGGUCUAUGGAUCAAUCCCUUCAGCAGGUCCUCCUACCCCAUAUGGAGAGCUUUCUGAAAAAUCACUUUAGCCCCAUCUGGAGAAGCUUCAAUGAAAGCCUCCACAACCUCUCUCAUAUGGUGAAGAACCUAUCGCGUGACGUGGAGGCCAAUCGCCAGAACAUUGAGAGAUUCCAGGAUAUCGCUGUGCCCAAGGCAGAAUUCCAGGAGCUGGGCACCAAAUUCGAAUCCAAAGUCCAGGAAAACAUUCUAAAAGUCAACCAGCUUCGGCACGACAUUGACAGUCAGCUGCGUGACCAGCAGCUUGUCCUGAACCACAACCUGUCUGUGGUCAGGGCAGACACAGAUUUGAAGGUGAAGAAGAUCCAGAAGGCCCAGGAAGUCCACUUACUACUGGCCAAUGCCAGCACGGUAGAGUCCAAGGAAGAGCAGGAGGACUUACAGAUCAAGCUGGGACAGCUGCAGAGCAACCUCUCAGAGCUGUCCUUUGCCUCCGGCAGGAGAGAAGAUGAAGUCCUGAAUGCCCUCAAGCAACUCAAUGAGACCCUCGCCAAACAUGAGGAAGAUAUCAAAGAACUCUUCAUGGAUUCUGAUGAGAACUUUGAGCUUGGCACCAGGCUAGAAGGGCAGGUGAGCACUAUGAGAAGCAACAAGGCCAUGAUUGAGGAGCUCAGGGUCAUCUUAAUGGAGAAGUCCCUCAUCAUGGAGGAGAUCAAAGAAGACUUUGAGAGGCAGAUCCUAGAUCUGAACUACACCCUGCACCACUUACAGGGGAGCCAUUCAGACCUGAUGAAAUACGUGAAGGACUGCAAUUGUCAAAAGCUCUACUUUGACCUGAGCCUCCUCCGGGAGGACCAGAGAAAUGCCACUCGUUUUCUGGAAGAAACCCACCUGACCCUGGAGGACCAGAAGAUGCUGGAGAGUUCUUCCAUCAAGGCUCUGCGCAAUGCCGUGGAGGACCUCGCCUUGUCCAUGGAUGCCCAGAAGGAGGAGAUCACCCGGGCCAAGGUCAGCAUAGCCUUGCUUAAGGGCCAGCUGCAGGCACUGGUAGGGGAGGUGGAUGGGCUAAAGCGAGUGGAUAGGCACGUCUUCAGGGAAAUCCGCCAUCUCAACAAUUCAUUUGGCUCCCUCCUGGAAGAUGCCUUAAGACACCAGACGGUGCUGGCCACCCUAUUUGGAGAAGAGAUGUUGGAGGAAAUAACUGAAGAGGACAAUGCCAGGUUGCCUUUGACCUACUUUCAAAUUGAAGAUGCCCUGGACUACACGUCGAAUAGACUGAAAGAGCAUGCCAUAGACCUGAUGGCGCUCAGGGAGAGGGUAGGUUUGCUGGAGAGUGUUGGCAAAGAUGAGCCACCGGACUCCGAGCAGGCCAAGGCAGGAACUCGGAGCAGGGCGGAACACCUGGAACCCAACCACGAAGCCUCAGAUGGGGGCAGCCUCCAAGAAAAUGACCUGGCUAGCCUGAAGAGUGAGAUCACGCACCUCAGCACUCAGAUGGAGAAAUUCAAGUCCCAGAUAAGCCACAGCCAAGGGUGCUGCCAUCCUGCUGGGCUACUGCCCCUCAACUUGUCCCUGGAGAGCCUCCAGAGUGACGUCAAGGCCAUGAAGCAGGACCUGGGCCAUCAUCUCCAGCUGUUUCAGAGCCUGUUUGGAAACUACAGGGAGCUGGUGGCCACCAACAUCAGCCUGGACCUGGGGAAGCUUCAGUCCAUCCUCAGCAAAAAGGGAAAGAAGAAACAGAGAGAACAAGAGUCUCAUGGAAAGAGAGACAAGAAACAAGUAGAGAAAUGGGGAGAACAGCCACUCCCUGGGAGUGGGAGAAGCGACCAGGCCCCCAAGUUCCUUGGCAAUGGACCCUCCGUGGCCUUCCACGCUGGAUUUCCCCAGGGGACCCGCGGUCUUCGGCAGCCCGUGAAGUUCAACGCCACUUACCUGAACGUCGGGGACGGCUACUCCCCAGAGCACGGCUUCUUCCGAGCCCCAGUGCGCGGGGUGUACCUGAUUGCUGUGAGCGCCGAGUUCGGCCCAGGGCCAGGCGAGGGCCAGCUCGUGCUCGGGGGCCGACUAAGAACGUCGAUCUCUAGCAGCUCCGAGAAGCCCACGGCCGCCGGAGGGAGCAGCGCGGCCACCUUCGCGGUGGUCGAGCUGCAGAAGGGGGAGAGGGUAUGGUUCGAGCUCACGAAGGGUUCCCUAGCAAGGAGGGAUCCCAGUGGUUCGACGCUGGGUGGUUUCCUGGUGUUUAAGACUUGAACCAGAGCCCCCCCCCCCCCCGUUUCUUCUUCCCAAAGAGGCCAUAAAUGCCUGGACCGUGAUUUCUAUAGCACCACUGUGUUAUCCCUAACGCUCCCUGGAAGCCUUUAGCCAAAGCAAUUUGGUGCUCAAGCCUCAUGUUUUGGGUGCUCUGGGCUCCGCUUUUUCCUGAGGAUGAGAGAAAACUGAGGCGCCUGGAGCCCUUCCUCUGGCCUUGGGACCUGAAGCCGGCUAUUGUUGAAAGACUCUGCCUUGAGGACUGGGCAGGUCCAAAUCUGGGGUUUGGCUAAAGGCCAAGGCAAGAUUUGAACCACCUUGGUUGGGGAGUGGAGAGGGGCUGCCCUUCACUCCCUCCAGAAUCACCCAGUACUUUUCCGGGCUCUCCACCUUUGCUGAGACCAGUAGCUUUUCUACAACUCUUCAAACCUCUGCCUCCCCUUAGUUUCUUUUCCAUUGCUUUUCUACCUCUCUUGAGGUGCACCCUUAGGGGAAAGACCUCAGCUGUCCAGUCAAGUCAACCCACAUUUAUUAAACAGGGCGCUAAGUGAUGAGGCCUCUGCCCCUGAGGAGGUAGUGUUCUCAUGCUGGAAACGUCAAGGUAAGCUGGGGGCUUGACCUGCUCAAGAAAAUGGCAGCUCUUUUUGUGCCGGCUAAGAAUCCAUCAUCAAAGGGGCGCCCUUCAACUGGGGAAUGGCUAAACAGGCUGUGGCAUACGAUUGUAACAGAAUAUUAUUGUGCUGUAAGAAAUGACUAGCAGGGUGAUUUCAGAAAAAACUGGGAAGACUUACAUGAACUGAUGCAUAGCAGAGUGAACAGGACCAGGAGAAGAUGUACACAGUAAAAGCAAUAUUGUUCCAUGAAGAACUGUGGGCUGGUGACCUUGCACAGCCCUCUACCACUUAAAUCCAAUUCACCUGCAUGUCACGGAUCACCUCCAUGAUGUCAUGGUCCUCUUCCAGAACGAAGGACAAACAACAACAACCCUGUGAAUGACUUAGCUGGUUCCAGCAAUACAAUGACCCAAAAUAAUUCCAAAGGACUAAACCUGCCUCCAGAGAAAGAAAUGAUCUUGAUUGAAUACAGACUGAAGCAUGCUAUUUUUUUACUUUCAUUUUUUUCUUUUAUUCAAGUCUUCUUGUACAAAAUUAUUAAUAUGGAAAUGUUUUACAUAAUUGUACAUGUAUAUAUGAUUACUGUCUCAGGGAGGGGGGAGAAGAGAGAGGGAGGGACAGAAUUUGGAACUCAAUACUUUAAAUAAAAAUGUUUUUUUAAAUUGGAAAAAAAAAACAAAAACAAAAUGUCAGCUCCUCAGAAUAGAUGUGUUUUCCAACAAGAAAGCUCCAUUCUGUGCAGUGUUAGGAACUUCAUACCCAUGGGAGAUAAAGGGAAAACCAGAAAGGACUGAACCUACCCACCAUAGGGCCAUAGCAUUUGAGAGUGAUGGAGGCCCAUAGAGAACAUCUAAUUAAAUCCUCUUGCUUUAGAAAUGAGGAAAGUGAUAAAAAUUUCUGCUCCUGGGCAUGAAGAAAACUAGGGUCCUUCCCUUGGCACCUGAAACCCAAAGGGUUCAUCCAUAAUUUCCCUUUUAUUGCUAAAUAUUUCCCAUCCCACCCCUUUUCCCUUCUGUUUAAGAUUAAAGUAAAACUGAAGAACUCUGUGGCAAAUUUUUAAAUUUAAAAAUAGAAAGUAUUUUCUUAUUUUCUCACAGAUUCAUAGAUUGUUAAAAAUUAUAACUAGGAUGUGGCGACCAAGGCUUUGCCCUUGGACAGAGAAAUUUAUGGAGGUAUUGAAAUCACUUUCUACCCUUUAGCUGUAAAGAAAUACUAACUAGCACCUAGUUAGUAAGAAGAAUUCAUUCCAUAGGAAGCUACCAGCCCACUGCUUCCUUCCCCUGAUGGCUUCAUCCCAGGAAGCUCCACUUUAGGAGCCAGGUCCUGCCCAAUUUCAAUGCCUUCCCCCAUCCCAAUGCAGGAGUCCCUCCAGCAUUGACUCUAGUGGUGUAGCAGGAUCUCUGCUGCUUCACCUCAAUGAUUCUAGGGCAACUUCUCCUAAAUUAAAAAAAAAUCAUAGUUACAGCUCUCCUGUUAAAGAUCCAGGGGACUUCUGAAAGCAUCUUCUUUGGCAGAGGAAUAAAUUGAGGAGGAGAGAGGUAAAACAGCUUACUUGAAGUCAUUUAGCUUGCUAGCAAGAACCUGACCUUGAACUCGUAUCUCCUGACUCCAAGGUCGGUGUUGUUUUUUUUUCCCCCACUACCCUCCAGUGCACCUCUGCUCCAUCUUUUUCACCUAUGGUUACGCCCAACUUUGGUAUUCAUCAGCAUCUCUAUCUAUAGUAAAGGGUGAGAAAGGGAAUAGAAGCUCAAAAAUAAAGGUCUCUUUCAGUUACAAUCAUUUGGAAUAAAAUUCUGUCCUUCAA